Molecule: messenger RNA, 1373 nt
Organism: Truncatella angustata
Lineage: Eukaryota; Fungi; Ascomycota; Sordariomycetes; Amphisphaeriales; Sporocadaceae
Exons: 2
Coding region: 451-1137 (228 amino acids)
Source: RefSeq, a predicted model, not a curated record
UAUUAUUCCAUCAGCAUACUGUGGCUAUGCCUCAAACUGCGCUUUUGCAGCCAUGGUAGACAGGCCGGUAGUUGACGACGGCGGUUUUCCCAGCCCGCAUGCGAACACGUCAGGUUAAUCAACUCGCAGAGGUUGUCUGGUCAUCUUGUCCCUCUCUUCGACAGUCCUGAUUGUGUGGCUGGAGAUUGGGCGUGUUAUAAGAGCUUACAUAGCUGAUGGUCCACCUAUGCACAAAACUCCAUUUUGACCAUAAACAUAGUGUACUUUACUUGGGCUACUGGUUGCUUGGUCACCCGAGAUGAGAUCUAAGGCGAGAUGCCGUGAUCAGAUGGCCAUACUGCUGCUCCUCCUCGCAGUCAUCUGCCAAAUUGCCACUAGUCACACCCUGACCCAUUUGAUACAGUAUCUCAGAAGGCCAUUUGCGAAUGAAUCCAUUACAAGCACGAAACUAUGGCCUUUGACAAGCUCUUUGUCAGCUGGUCCAUCAGCUUCUGGCAAGACAACUCGUUUGCAUCGUCCUUCGAUGAUUUCACAACCACUAGCUUGAUGACAAGUCACAUGAGCGUAAUACCUCCCGAAAGUGUAGCUGGUACCUUAACUUCCGCCUUGUUACCUUCUGCCAUCGAUGGGGAAACUACCUGGUCUGUCGUCAGCUCCAUCGAUUCUGCAACAGAAACCAGCACCACUUCCAAUACAGAUGAUUCAGACGUCUCUUUUGGGUCUCUGUCUUUAUCGACCGCGAUCACCCAGAGUCCGGCACUUCUAGAGACGUCAACACCUACAGCUACAACCCAUUUCAUCACGACAUUGAAGCGGCCCGAAACUCUGACUAUAAUGUCGGCAGCAUGCCUGACAAGUUCACAUCGCUUACAGAUGACACAGAAUGACUCUCCUCACAGACAUCCACCAGCCAUCCAUGCCUGGAUAAAACCUGAAGUGUAUUUCUGGUCUUCGUACAGUCUUUCCAACUCUGAGACCUUGAUUAAGCGCAAGACGGUGCACAGUUUCGAUACUGCACACAAAAGCUGCGUGUGGCAUACUUUCCAGUUGUUUCCUAAAUCGGAUAUUGCGAUCACAUUUCGUACUCACAAAUGGAGGAGCUUAGGCCACCAACAGCAAAUCCAUCAGUCCAGCUAGCACCUGCUGAUUACAAAACUACGAGAAAUGGAACCACGCACCAAGUCAUCAAACGGUGCUCAAUUGAAAUGCUCCAAGUCGGGCAAGGUUCAUGUCAAAAGGAUAUGUCUCUGGCUUUUAUUCAAACUGCAUGUGGAGGGCUGUCAAUGGCGACAAUUGUAUUUCGACGUUUGACCCCGCAUCGACGACGGCGAUUCGUGGUGCUAAAAAGCUGGAAGACAUCGCCCACAGCAGCA